UCUAAAAAUAUCAAAAUGUUUAAUUUAAAAGAUAUUAGAGCAAUGUAUGCAAAAUUAAAUUCUGCAUGGAAAAUAUAUGAAGUGAAAAAAUUUAAUAAUAAAUGUAUUUUAAAAAAUGAAUCAUACAAGGAAUUAUCUGUUAUUUCUAAUAUGACACAAUAUAUGUCAAAUGGAAUUUGGAACUUACUUUAUAAUAACAAUUUUGAAGGAAUGUCAGAAAUAUGUUGUAUACGUUAUACAAAUAAAGAUCAAUUAUUAUUAUUCUUUGAUAUAAUGCAAAAAUUUCAAUAUAUACAAUAUUAUAGUGAUUUAAUUAAGAUUAUUGUAGAAGAUAUACUUCCUAACAUGAAGACCUUCUUUGAUUAUACACAAUUGGAAUACGUGAAAAUUUAUAAAAUGAUUUCUAUUCUCUAUCAAGGUUUAGAUCCAAAAAUUCCUAUUUUAGUAAGAAUUAAUAAAUAAAAAUUAUGAUAAUCGUUAUUAUUAUAAAAUUACCUAGAGACUGAGUGAAUGAGUGAGUGAGUGAGAGAGAUAGUGAAAGAAAUAUAUAUUCGUUACUAUAGCAAUUAGAAAACACAAUGGAUAUUAUUUUAUAAAUACAGUGUAUAAUUUUAUAAAUUAAUGAAAUAUUUUAAUAUGAUUUUUAAUGCCAAUAAAAUAAAUAUAAUUAAUUAUAA
This is a messenger RNA of Apis dorsata (giant honeybee), 677 nucleotides long. RefSeq lists its product as uncharacterized. The transcript has 2 exons. The record is from RefSeq and is a predicted model, not a curated record. The coding region runs from base 16 to 462 and encodes 148 amino acids. NCBI's taxonomy places the organism in Eukaryota, Metazoa, Arthropoda, Insecta, Hymenoptera, Apidae.